UUGCACACACGGUCACACUCGUAUUCUACAGUUAUUAAACUGCAGCGAUGGCAAGAACCAAGCAGACCGCUCGUAAAUCCACCGGUGGCAAAGCCCCGAGGAAGCAGCUCGCUACUAAAGCCGCCCGGAAGAGCGCCCCAGCCACCGGCGGCGUCAAGAAGCCCCACCGUUACAGGCCCGGGACCGUGGCUCUCCGAGAGAUCCGCCGCUAUCAGAAGUCCACCGAGCUGCUGAUCCGCAAACUGCCUUUCCAGCGUCUGGUGCGAGAGAUCGCUCAGGAUUUCAAGACUGACCUGCGCUUCCAGAGCUCCGCUGUCAUGGCCCUGCAGGAGUCCAGCGAGGCUUACCUGGUCGGUCUGUUCGAGGACACCAACCUGUGCGCCAUCCACGCCAAGAGGGUCACCAUCAUGCCCAAAGACAUCCAGCUGGCCCGCCGCAUCCGCGGAGAGCGCGCUUAAACCCGCCGCUGCCAAACACCCCAAAGGCUCUUUUAAGAGCCACCCACAUCACUCUCAAUGAGACUGUUUCCCCGGGAAAACUCGAUAUAAACAUAGAAAAAAAUAGUACCUUAACCUUUUCAGACAAUUAUGCUUUGGUUUAUAUUUUUCUUAGGUGUAUUAACGGUUCUAGAUCUCCCUUCAAAGAAUAAUCACAGGCGUAACACACAAAUA
Molecule: messenger RNA, 671 nt
Organism: Carassius gibelio (silver crucian carp)
Lineage: Eukaryota; Metazoa; Chordata; Actinopteri; Cypriniformes; Cyprinidae
Product: histone H3-like
Exons: 1
Coding region: 48-458 (136 amino acids)
Cellular component (GO): nucleosome
Molecular function (GO): structural constituent of chromatin; DNA binding; protein heterodimerization activity
Source: RefSeq, a predicted model, not a curated record